Austrofundulus limnaeus is the source of this 2365-nucleotide messenger RNA. RefSeq names its product transmembrane protein 185 (gene tmem185a). The record is from RefSeq and is a predicted model, not a curated record. NCBI's taxonomy places the organism in Eukaryota, Metazoa, Chordata, Actinopteri, Cyprinodontiformes, Rivulidae. Bases 176 to 1234 code for a protein of 352 amino acids. The transcript has 7 exons.
AAACUAUUAGYGUAAAGAAAAACAAAACACACCGAUCUUGAAAUGAACCCGAUUCCAAAAGCUGGACUGUCACAAAAAGUUACAAUGUGUAGCCUUCGGAUUCGGCGGUGAACGAGCCUCCAGCAGCGGGGAAACCAACAUAAAGUAACCGGACCGGACCGGCCCGCUCUUCACCAUGAAUUUAAGAGGACUCUUUCAGGACUUCAAUCCCAGUAAGUUCCUGAUAUAUUCCUGCCUGCUGCUGUUCUCUGUGUUGCUCUCCUUGAGACUGGAUGGAGUCAUCCAGUGGAGCUACUGGGCUGUGUUUACCCCAAUAUGGCUGUGGAAGCUGUUGGUCAUCAUCGGGGCCUCUGUGGGCACCGGAGUGUGGGCUCAUAAUCCUCAGUACAGAGCUGAAGGGGAGACGUGUGUGGAAUUCAAAGCCAUGCUGAUCGCUGUGGGCCUCCACGUCCUGCUGCUGAUGUUUGAAGUGUUGGUGUGCGACCGCGUGGCGAGGGGGAACUAUUUCUGGCUCCUUGUCUUCAUGCCUCUCUUCUUCGUGUCACCCGUUUCUGUUGCAGCGUGUGUCUGGGGCUUUAGACACGAUCGCUCUCUCGAGCUGGAGGUGUUGUGUUCAGUAAAUAUUCUGCAGUUCAUCUUCAUCGCUCUGAGGCUAGACGAAAUCAUCAGAUGGCCUUGGCUGGUGGUUUGUGUUCCUCUGUGGAUCCUCAUGUCUUUCCUGUGCCUUGUCGUUCUCUACUACAUCAUCUGGUCUGUCCUGUUCCUCCGCUCCAUAGACAUCAUCGCAGAGCAGCGGCGAACUCACAUCACAAUGGCGAUCAGCUGGAUGACCAUUGUUGUACCUCUUCUCACCUUUGAGAUCCUUCUGGUGCACAAGCUGGACGAUCACAACAGUCUCAGCUACGUGUGCGUGUUCGUCCCCCUGUGGCUCUCCCUGCUCACACUCCUGGCCACCACCUUCGGCCAGAAGGGAGGAAACCACUGGUGGUUCGGCAUCCGUAAGGACUUCUGCCACUUCCUGUUGGAGCUCCUCCCCUUCCUCAGAGAAUACGGCAAUGUGUCAUACGACCUGCAACGCAGCGAGGACCCCGAGGCCAUCGAGGACCUCCCCGUCCCCGAGCCGCCGCCAAAGAUCGCCCCCAUGUUCCACAAAAAGACCGGCGUGGUGAUCACGCAGAGCCCCGGGAAAUACUUCAUCCCGCCACCCAAACUCUGCAUCGACAUGCCCGACUAGCAGCGCGUCAGAGCUGGAGUGACUGCAGCCGGCGGGGCGAUGACUUUUAAACCAAUAAAGCCCAAASAGCAGAGGACACUGUGUUUACGUUACGUGCUGGCUCCUCACCUGAACUGUGCAGCAGCUCACCCAGCAGGGGGAACGCUUCAGAACCAACAUGGUGAUGGAUCCAGACCCCUCGCGUUGGUUUCUCCAGCUGUUUUAAGACUUCCUAAAUGUAUCAAGAAUGAAACCUUUAAACUGACGUAUUGUUUCACCUGUUGGUGAGGUUACACUGUGUUGAUUACUCCCUGUUAUAUUCAUUUUGAAGAUGAAGAUCUUUGGGGGGGGGGGCUUUGACAGCACAAGUAUCUGUGAUUCUKGCUGAUCUGAUUUGCAGAUUUAUGUUUUUAUGAUGCUGAGACUCACACCAGAGCUGGAUCUGUGCGGGGUGGACUCAGAACUGUUGGGUUUCAGGUUCUUGAUGUCAAAGAUGGACGGGUUUGUGAUGGGGACCAUUAGAGGGARUUGAUGGAGAUUGGAGUUCCCCUCUUGUUUUUGUUCCCACUUUUGACCAUGCAAAUAGCUGGAAAAGGGGGUGGAGCUAAAUCAAAGAUGAUUAGUUUCUUUUUUCAGGUUAGUUUUUAUACAAUACUUGUCAUUUUCCUGAGUAAGCCUGUAAUCACUGAAGAUUUGCUUAGAAAAAGUUGCCUUUAAAAAAAACUAAAUUUUUGUUGCGCAAAAUGAUUCAGGUGUAAGUAGUUUCCAAUGUUAAUGCUUCCCAGUUCUACAUUUCUCCUCGUGUUUKUUUAACAUUGUUUUUUAAAGAAGURAUUUGAAGCAUCCAGAAUGAUAACAUCUGGAAAUACUCAACAUGACAGAAAAUUAGUCUAUKAAAUCCUCACAUGUCUGAUAGGGAUCCAUUUAAAAUUGAUUACAGUAACGUACAUCCAAGUAUUGUUUUGAAAUUAACCUGAAAAGUGACUAGGUGGAGAAAAAAAGCACUUUGUUACCUUGGUUCUAAACAAAUCACCAUAGGAUUUUUUUUAUUUUAUUUUAUAUUUUAGUUUUUGUAUUUCUUUUUUCCUUUUGUAAAUAUCAGCACUUGUUUUGGGACCAGAGGGUUGAAAUAAAACCAGUCCUACACUCCUA